Metopolophium dirhodum (rose-grain aphid) is the source of this 2051-nucleotide messenger RNA. It is a transcript of the gene Ate1, whose product is annotated as arginyl-tRNA--protein transferase 1. Gene Ontology annotation, cellular component: cytoplasm. Lineage: Eukaryota; Metazoa; Arthropoda; Insecta; Hemiptera; Aphididae. Gene Ontology annotation, biological process: protein arginylation. The record is from RefSeq and is a predicted model, not a curated record. Gene Ontology annotation, molecular function: arginyl-tRNA--protein transferase activity. The transcript has 10 exons. Bases 477 to 1958 code for a protein of 493 amino acids.
UCAUUCAUUAUCAACGCUGAUGCAAAUUUAUUUCUACACAGAUAUUUCUCUAGAUAGUAGAUACUAGAUAUUAUUAUAGAUAUUAUUCGUGGGUAUUUCGUACAGCUGAAGCAGUGUCAUAGUGUACGUCAUACAAGAAUAAUCAUAGAUAAUAACAGAGUAUCAUAUAUCUACGAGAAUAUAACAAUAAUAAUUGCCGUCAUUGUGUAGACUGUAGAUUGUACUCUGUGCGUUACUAUUAUAUUGUGCGCUCUCAAAGACCUAUAGAUACAAAAUUGUACUGGGUACUCUAGUAUUACUCUAUGUAUGUACUAGGUAUUAAACUAUAAGCCUUUGUAGCUUAACUCUGUAUACUUUGUACUUAUACUAAUAGUGUAUUUUUCAGCAGCUCUGUUGUUGAUCUUUUAAUUCUAUACGUUAUAUUGAGUGCUUUUAUUCUUUUUAAAUAUAAUUUAUUUUCAAGUCGGUUGUUAAUUAUGCAGAGCAUUAAUACAAAAAGCAUAAUAUUUUAUAAUGGGUCAACUAAGAGAUCGUCAUGCGGUUACUGCAAGAAAGAAAAUUCCAGCUUUAGCAAUGGAAUGUGGGCUUCAAGUCUUUCAGUAGUAGCAUAUCAAGAUAUGAUUGAUCGUGGGUGGCGACGUGCUGGCAAGUAUUGUUACAAAGCACUCAUGGAAAAGACCUGUUGUCCACUUUACACUAUCAGAUGUGAAGCUUUAAAUGUUGAGUUAUCAAAGUCACAGAAAAAAAUCAUUAAAAGAGUAACUACAUUUUUAAAAAAUGGGGAAUGUGAGAAAAAUCCAGUUAAUACUGAACAAGCUGAAAGAGAACCCAUCAUGAAAUAUAAAUUAGAAGAUAUACAAAAUCAUGAUGAUAAAAUGAAAAUUACUAACACUGAUUAUUUAUUCGAUGAAGAACAAAGUGCUUCUGUUAUUGGUUCUCAUAAUAGUACUUUAAUUACAACAAAUAAAGAAGAUAACAAAAUGGUUGAACCUCUUAAUUUAAGUUGCAACUCUGAUACUAAGAAAGAACCUAAAAAAUUUAAGCCUGGCGAAGGAGCUGAUCCAAAUUUGCCGAGUUCAAAAAAAAAAAAAUUGUUACGCAUUCAAAAGAAACUAGCCAAGGAUCCAAAUUUUGUAACUACAAUUUCAGCACCUUAUCAAAAAUGUUUAGAAGAAUUUAUUGCAGAGAAUGAUUCAGUAUCUACUGGUGGACUUCAAAAAUUAAGAAUAAAAUUACUAAUGAUCAAAUCUUCAAGUAAUUCUUUUGAAGAUGAGUAUGCAGUAUACCAAAAAUACCAAACUGUUAUACACGGUGAUGAAAUUGAACGCUGUUCAAGACAACAAUUUAUUCAAUUUCUUAUCAAUUCACCUCUUAAAGAAGAAAAAUCAAAGCAUCCUGAUCAUCCAGGAUAUGGUUCAUUUCAUCAACAAUACUGGCUUGGUGAUAAACUAAUAGCUGUUGGAGUAAUAGAUAUUUUACCAAAAUGUGUAUCAUCUGUAUAUUUAUUUUACGACCCAGAUUAUCAUAAUUUAGUGUUAGGAACUUACAGUUCUUUGAGGGAAAUAUGUUUAGUAAGACAAUUGUACAAGAUGUCACCCGAUUUGAAGUAUUACUAUAUGGGCUUUUAUAUACAUUCAUGUUCAAAAAUGCGCUAUAAGGCAAAAUUUCGACCAUCUUAUCUAUUAUGCCCACUUAAAUAUACAUGGCAUGCAAUUGACAAAUGUAUUCAGAAACUUGAUAAUGAAAAGUAUUCAAUAUUUGAUGUGUCUGGUGAUAUUCAAGAUGCUGAUAUUUUCACAAUAGAUAAUAUUCCAGUACUGUAUCGUGGUUCAUUGAUGCAUUAUUCAGCGUUCAAAAUAAUUGGUAAUAACGAAAAUGAAGAUGAACGGAUUAAAGAAUAUAAAAUAUUAAUUGGACCUAAACUAGCACGGAAAUUAAUUUACUGUAUUAUGGAUUAAUUAUUAAUUUGUUUAUAACACAUCGAUCUGAAAUUUUUAACAAAUUAUGAGUUGUAUCAGAAAGUAUAAUAUAUUUAGUUGUUGAUGUCUUUA